AACUUUUGUAAUCAGAAACUUUCAAUUCGGCUUUAUCUAGAUGUUAAGCUAUCAGCUCUGAGGCUUUAAAUUGCAAUCACGUCAGUUAUGAAGGUCCAGAAGAAGAAUUUGUGCCACACUUGUCGGAAGCGUAAACUUCAGUGUGAUGGCAAGUUUCCAGCAUGCUCACAAUGUCUGCAUAGCAAGAGAAAAUGUGGAGGAUAUCCCGAGGCCCUGUUCGUACCGUUCAAAGCGACUAGAUCUGGAAGAGAGGAAGAAACUUCAUAUAAAUCCCCGACAUUGCAGUCGGGACUAGCAUCCACACCGACUCCUACUGACUCUGUCUUAAGUACAUCAAAUUGUGAGGAAGUACCGAAUGCCUCCCACGAAAUGAUUGGAUCGAGCAAGGACUCAUCGUCGAUGUCCCAUCAACGUCUAACGGGUCUUGAUACCACACAAGAAAUUAUCUUCAUAAUCUUACGUGAUUUCGUUCCUUUGGAUGGGACUGGUUUUGAGACUCCCACAUCACUUGCACAAUCUCCUCGGGUAUGUGGCUCAUGGGUCACAGCCUUACCUGAGCUGUCUAUCGAUACAAUUGGUCCCCUUGCUGAAUGUCUUCAAUCAGCGUCAAGUGCUUUAGCUCUGUCUAUCACUGCUUAUCGAAGUAUCACAAAUAUGGUCAACUUCAUUUCUAUUCAGUAUGAAAAAAGUCUCCAUCUUUUGGCGCAGAAUUUGGCAGUAUCCAAAGGUGCCUAUCGAAACGAACUCGUAGCAUCGUUUAUGUGUUUAGCCCUCGUAGAGGUCCUCUCACCAAUGCAUCAAUCCAGCUGGCUGAUACAUGUGGAAGGAGUUAGUAGAAUGUUUCAACUCUCACCUCCUGAUAUUUUUGCGUCUGGUGUUGAACACACUCUCUUCAUAGGCUUCAGACCGCUAUUAAUACUCCAAGCUUUCAUUCUUCGUAAGGCAACAUUUUUGGCAGAGAACUCUUGGGUCCAUACGCCUUUCCAGAAUUAUCAUGCUUCACAAUUACAAAGUCUUCUACGUGUGGCUGCGUGUAUUCCGGGGAUUCUAGAGAGCGUCGAUGUGACAAUGCACAAUCCCUAUACCGCCACUAUAGAAAUCGCGCAAGAUCAAAUUACAGAGCUAGUCAACGCAAAAGCUCGUCUUGAAGCCUGGUGCUGUUCGUGUCUGAAAACUUCAUCAAGGCUACUUUAUUGGCGACGAAGUAUUGAAGUAGAGGAUGAACGUAAACUUGAUCUGUGGUGGUUCCAAGAUUUGAGUACCGCCAAUGUUUUUGUCUACCUUUGGGCUUUUCAACUUAUCUGCUUACUAAAUAUUCAUUGUAUUUUUGAAAUGUACCCGGAAUUGGAGCGGUUAAUUGACAACGCGACAUAUGACGCAAAGGGAGUCCGAGAAAUUUGUCUCGAAUUGAGUGUUCAAAUUUACCAGAGCAUGGAAUAUAUUCUUCAAGAUGAAUUCAUGCUUUAUGGUAUUUCCUCUACACGUUUCCCAUUGCAGACAGCAUGUGGAGCGCUCAAUUUGGAUGCAAAGGGUCGGAACAUAUUGAAGUCACUAGAUCAAACAAUCAUAGCUCGUUGCAAGAUGAAAGAUGCAUGAUUACAGCAAUUGACAUAUAGGGAGACACUCUUAUAGAUAUUCUUGUACGAACAUGAGUCAAUAAGCUUGAGUAAUUAGACUAUUAUGAUAUACUGAACGAGAGGACUGGACUCAAAGGACAUAAGGAUUGCACCUUCCGGUAGAUAGCUCUUGGAGGUAAGAUUUUAUGAUAGUAAGAAUAAUUAUUAUUAUAAUAAUAGGGGAAGAUCUAGUCAGUUUAGGCUUUAGGGACGAAUCGAAUAUAUAUAAGAGUGAAUUGAAGUCAAUUUAUAAGAGUUAGG
Molecule: messenger RNA, 1877 nt
Organism: Botrytis byssoidea
Lineage: Eukaryota; Fungi; Ascomycota; Leotiomycetes; Helotiales; Sclerotiniaceae
Exons: 4
Coding region: 88-1596 (502 amino acids)
Biological process (GO): regulation of DNA-templated transcription
Molecular function (GO): zinc ion binding; DNA-binding transcription factor activity, RNA polymerase II-specific
Source: RefSeq, a predicted model, not a curated record